Molecule: messenger RNA, 3988 nt
Organism: Bombus huntii
Lineage: Eukaryota; Metazoa; Arthropoda; Insecta; Hymenoptera; Apidae
Product: G-protein coupled receptor moody-like
Exons: 2
Coding region: 3396-3836 (146 amino acids)
Source: RefSeq, a predicted model, not a curated record
GACACGGCGGUACGAGUGUAAGAUUGCGCGUAAUUUCGAAUCCGCUCUGCUUCGCUCGAGAUCUUCGAACAGGAGAGUGCGGAGUUUCUUAGAAACAGUCGUCGAUUGCUUCGGAUCUCCUUCUUAAAAUGUGCUGUCAAUUUUCAAUCUCCGCGUAGAAACUGAAUGUAGGACAAAGUUUUGAAAAUUGUUCCCUUGGGAAUCUGCGAAAAUUCUUGCAACUUCGUAUCUUCUUGAAGACACUGGAAAUAACCAGUUUCCGGUACAGUUCUUAAUUUCGAUGAUAUGGUUUCCUCGUUAGUUUUCGCCGAAUGAUUCGCAUGAUCGCACCGGGUCUGGUAUUGCAAGGGAAUCGAAAUUAAUUGGAUCGGCGCUUUGACCGAGCGAAACUCGUAGGUGCGCUAUGUGCUACGAGUUUAAGAAUUCGAUUAGGGUAGAAAAUGUGGCAAAUGAGGGACACUUCGAAAGUUUCGUUCUGCAAGUGGCAAGUGUGUCUAUAGUUGGAAGGGAACCGAUUUCGAAGUGGGUUGCUAUGUUCGUGGCAAAAGUAACGAGGAGUAGAAAACUAUUUUUUAUUACGCGACCUCUGGAAUCGAGUUAGCGCGAUCGCGGAUCGAUACGCGACUGGUUCUCGACGCGUUUCGUCCUCUAAUUAAACAGCACGUUAACGGCCCGCUUCAUUUCUCUUUAUUCCUCCCCUUUUUCUAUUUUUUCUCCCGUCAAAACGCUCGAACAGAAGACUGCCGUUUGAAUGCACGCGCGAUUAGUGCGGGUGAAAUUGGUGAUCGGAUCACGCUUGUCAUUAGCAACCAUCGAACCGUACCGUAUGAGAUUUAAACGUGCAAGUGCCGAUGGCUUCGUGACAGACCCUCUCUUUCGUUCGAUAUCCGAAAAUAAUCCGACACCGUUCCGUAUCCGUGCAUUAUCGCGAUUAAAUUAGAAAAACGGGUCGCUACGAACGGAGAAGACUACGCCGUGCGAUUUUGAAAAACGACUGACGGCGAGAGAUCGAUUUCGACAGUUUGCUUAGUUGCGAAUGUAAAGCGACGCGAUGACGAAUCUUGUAAACGCGUAAAGAUGGUUUAAAAAGUUUGCCGCGCUCAAGGCCACGGGCUUGGCGUAUCGAUCUGCAGGUUCCCUGGAUCGGGAGCAAGAACGCGGCAAUAAAGAAUUGCGGCAGUGGCGCGCCGUUGGAAUUGAGGUUAGCGUGCCGCCAAACCUCUGGAUCCUUUCUUCGUUUUCUGGUAUUGACCGGGUGGGCGCUCGUGGCGUGCUACGCCGUCGCCAUCUUUCGGAGCUUCGACUCACCGUUCGGAAAAAUGAGUUUGGGCGGGAGGGAGGUGCACGACUGACGCGAGUGAUUGACGAUCGGGAUGUGCGUUCCCAUCGUGAGGAACUCGGCUUCGUAAUCGCUUCAGCGAAGAAAAGCACGCACCAGUAAUCUACAACCGAUUGUGUGCAAAGAAAUUUCGCGACAUCUCGCGAGGUGAACGAACGCUGACAAUGUCGAGGCGAAGGCGCGACAACGGUGUUCCGUGCACUCGAGUGGAGAGGAUUGGGCGAAUCGAAACAAUAACGAACUCGGAUACGUCGCACGACUCGUCUGAUCGACGCGAGGGUGAACGAUCUCCGUGAAGGCAAAUGUCCGAGAUGGUUGGAUCAUCGGUCUCGCGGUGUCAUACACACGAAGGGAGACGUUUGUAAUCGUCGCGAGUGAGUUCGUGCGAGGCUGGAUGGUCGCCAGCUCGAUCGACACGGUAGGUCGAGCACGUGGUGUAACCACCGACUGGUUCUGCUCGCCGCGUUGCACCAUGCCAAACGAGACUCCUUUCGUCGUCUGGCUCGGUCGUGUGUAUUCUUCCCCUUUUUUCCGUGCUUUCGAAUUUUUUCAACUCGAAAUUCCUCGCUUAUCUCCCGAUGCAUCUGUCUCGUGGGACGUUUUCGGUGCUGCCGCCUCGCGGCACUCCCUGCAACUAUAUCUAUUUUGGUUUGGCGGUGAGGAGGGCGUGGAUAGCGGGUUAAUUGGUCGGACGUGUGACUGCGUGAGAUUGAAUGUAAAUGGAUGUUCUGGUUCGAGUAGUCCUCCGCCUCGUGCUCACUCUUUCUCGCGUUUAACGAUCGACCGUUUAGGUCGCGUUCCACGACCAGCCGAGUAAGGGAGAGGAAAAGGCGCGAAACCGCUUAAACGUAAUCGUUUAAGAAGUUGCGAAGUUUCGCUCUACUUUUCGAACGUUCCACCCUUUCGUUACAAAUUAGGGAAUGUCGUCGAUAGCCAGACUAAUGGGGGAAAGUUGGCACGGAUCCAGGGAUUCGCGAGGGCGCGAACAUAGCCGAGCAUUGGUCGGAAUGCCUAUUAGAAUUCCGUUGGCGUUUCCCAAGUGAAGCGUAGCACGCCACACCGGAGAUUGGUUCGGGGCGCGAGGUCGCGCCGUGUCGAAGGGUCGCUCGAUCGGAUACGCUCGAUGGCCGCUUUCCAGCUCGGCGUAUCGGUUAGCGGGAUCCGAUCGGUAUCGGGAGCACACGGUGGCCUUGCCACCUUCCGACCUUCCUCCUCCCCGUGAUUCUGCCAAUUUCUCGCGGCUCGCGCACCGGUGCUGCCACCAGGUGGUAUUCAGCGAAAGCACGAGUCGUACAGGGCGAGAGAUUCGUGCGAUGUGGUGCGCGAAGUGAGUCGGCGUGAUCGCGGAACGGAAGGAAGACCGUGUUUGGACGUUGCUGUGUACCCUAUUGUACACGCGUUGUCACGGUUUCCAGCCUCUUCCCGCCUCUAUUCUCCUGUUUCUUCAUCGUGUUACUCAUCGUCGUUCUGUCGCCAAUUAUCCCCCUUCGCUCGCUUUCUGCUUCGUUUACCGUGCGCUGGCACGUUUUCGUCGGACGCUUUCCGUUGCUUGACGAAAGACACUCGUCGCGUAAGUGUGAGUCGCGAAUGGGGUUGCACGUGCGUGAGUCUGUCGCGAAUGGGCGGCUCGCCAGUGGCGGAGCUGUGUCGAUAGGCGGAAGGUUAACCGAGGAAUCGGUGGCGUGCGUGCACGAGGUCGGCAGGAGUUAAGACAACCGAGUUAUCUUCGUCCUUAUCGAAUGUGCCGCGUCUGCAGGACAUCGGACGGCGAUUGGACCAGGAGCGUAUCGUUCGACGGAAGCAGAGGAAUCGGAAAAAGUAGGAUAUCGAAGGGCCGAGAAGACGAUAGACGAGCGACUCGCCAGAUCAAGAACAGCAAGCGAGAGGAAGAAGAAGGAAGAAAAGAAGCGAAGGAGAGAAAAACACACAGAAAGAGAGAGAGAGAGAGGAAAUCGGAACAAAGCGUGGCCGUGUGUGCGAGAGGAGCUCGCGGCAGGAGCAGCCACGGAGGCAGAGCGAGAGAGGUGGAGUGAACGGGCGAUAAUCGAGGAUUUGAAUGGGUGGGCCGGGAGCCGGUAGGGUUAGCAGGCACGAGCUGAACGCGGUGCCAAAGAGCGACGUCGGUCACGGGGAUCGGACCCUCGUAAUCGGCGAGCCAGCACCACCACCACCGGCCUGUCCGUAUCACCCGACUUCGGCUUCGAGUUCGGAACGCGCGAUCUCAGCAUCCGGCCACCUGGUCCCCGCCCAGCUGCCGCCUUCGCCGCCGCCACUCGCCUCGCUGCACAUCACCGUCAACAACUGCACCUCCAUUGGCAACAACAAUACUAGCGCCAAGCCGGACGCGAUCUCGAACGGUACCAAGGCUGCUGCGACCAUGUCCUCGCCACCCAAGCAUCGAAGGGGCUUCGACCCCAACGACGUAAACGCCACAGACUAUCGCCGUUAUCGUCGCGUUAAAACGACGAAACGAGGCUUUGUAUGUUCCACACCGUGACCUUGGGCGCCGGACACAGACCUCCCCGACAUCUCCCGACAUAUAUCUGUCAGCACGAGGCAUUAAAACACACACAAGCUUGCGAUGUUCGAUGUUGGAUCGCUUACUGGUUGUACCCCCGUCACGAACGAAUGCGCUGAAAAUAAAUAAAA